CCGAUGGCUGCCUUUGAGCCCUGAGCAACUCCCGACGAACAUUGGCGACCUGCAAGACCGAGUGCAUCAGUGGCGAGCGCUUUCCCAGCCUCCAACUCCUCACCACGGCAAAGUGGUUAGCUGGCCGCUGCCUCGCACUCAGGACAAACUGACGACUGCCCUGCGGACGAGCACGCGCGCCCGCAUCCCGACUCUCGUCGGCGGCUAGCCCUCCCGCCUCCGAACAGAAAGACACGACAGCGCCGGCUUCUUGCAGCACAGCAUGGCGGGCAUCUUUGGUGGAGGCGCCGCUUCCCAGGCUGCUUCUUCCACGAGCACCCUCGGCGACCUCAAGCAGGACGUCGCCCUCAGCGACCCCCCCACAGACAGCAUCUCGGACCUCGCCUUCUCCCCAGCCGCCAACACGCCCGACUUCCUCGCCGUUGCGAGCUGGGACAACAAGGUCCGCAUCUACGAAAUUGCCCAGAAUGGCCAGAGCCAAGGCCGACACGCGUACGAGCAUAGCCAACCCGUGCUGAACUGCGACUUCUCCAAGGAUGGAACUAAGCUGGCCUCUGCCGGUGCGGACAAGAACGUCAAGGUUUGCGAUCUUGGCUCGCAACAGGACAUCGUCAUCGGCACCCACGACCAGCCCGUGAGAUCCUGUCGGUUCUUCGACAGCGGCAGCGGCACCAUGGUGGUCUCGGGCUCGUGGGACAAGACGGUCAAGUACUGGGACCUCCGGCAGCAGGGCCCCGCCGCGACGGUGCAGUGCCAGGAGCGCGUGUACACCAUGGACGUGCGGAACGACCUGUGCGUGGUGGGCACCGCGGACCGCUACAUCAACGUCAUCGAUCUCAAAAACCCGACCAAGUUUUACAAGACGUUGCAGAGCCCACUCAAGUGGCAGACGAGGGUUGUUAGUUGCUUCACCGACUCCGCCGGCUUUGCUAUCGGUAGUAUCGAGGGCCGCUGCGCGAUUCAGUACGUGGAGGAGAAAGACUCGAGCUCCAACUUCUCGUUCAAGUGCCACCGCGAUGCAGCCGUCAACAACGUUGUUAACGUUCACGCCGUCAACGCCAUCUCGUUCCACCCCGUUCAUGGCACCUUCAGCACGGCCGGCUCAGAUGGCACGUUCCACUUCUGGGACAAGGACGCCAAGCACCGGCUCAAGGGCUAUCCCAACGUCGGGGGCAGCAUCACGGCGACGACGUUCAACAAGACGGGCAGCAUCUUUGCAUACGCCAUCAGCUACGACUGGAGCAAGGGGUAUCAGCAUAACACGCAGAGCUACCCCAUCAAGGUCAUGCUGCACCCCGUUACGAACGAUGAGUGCAAGCCGCGUCCGUCGAUGAAGAAGCGGUAGAAUUCCUCUUCACUGCGGGAACGAGUCUAAAGGCACUGCGAUUGGGGGCCCAGGCGGACGCUUUGGCAAGAGCCGUACCGAAGCUCUUGGGGGACGAAACACGAUACCACAGGCGACCGGCGGCGCACGACUCCGGUAAAGGAAUGGAUGGAUCGAAUUUAGGCAGCCGGGUCUCAGGCAAAAUGAUGCUUUGUAUGGCACGGCAUCGCGGGCCCAAUGGGGUCAGUGUAUGCUAGUUGUCGACCGUACUGCGGUCGGUUUGCUUCUGUCGGCCAACAGGCGCGAAUCAGGCAGGUUAUUAGGUAGCUAUAAAAUCAAGUAUAAGCGCUC
Purpureocillium takamizusanense is the source of this 1675-nucleotide messenger RNA. RefSeq names its product RNA export factor gle2 (gene GLE2). NCBI's taxonomy places the organism in Eukaryota, Fungi, Ascomycota, Sordariomycetes, Hypocreales, Ophiocordycipitaceae. Gene Ontology annotation, biological process: transcription-dependent tethering of RNA polymerase II gene DNA at nuclear periphery; RNA export from nucleus. Gene Ontology annotation, molecular function: ubiquitin binding; RNA binding. Gene Ontology annotation, cellular component: nuclear pore. The transcript has 3 exons. Bases 263 to 1345 code for a protein of 360 amino acids. The record is from RefSeq and is a predicted model, not a curated record.